Molecule: messenger RNA, 528 nt
Organism: Perkinsus marinus ATCC 50983
Lineage: Eukaryota; Perkinsozoa; Perkinsida; Perkinsidae
Exons: 5
Coding region: 1-528 (175 amino acids)
Source: RefSeq, a predicted model, not a curated record
AUGUCGAAAAGGCCUGUGUCAAGCAUGAGUUCGCAGGAGGGGGAGGAGGAGGAGGCCAGCAGCACCUCUGCUAUUGAGCAACAACAACAACACAAGAAGGCUAAGGUAUCCCAUCAGGAGAAGGAAGAGGACGUCUUACACGGCCUCAAGAAGGGCAUGGAAAUUUUGGUCAGGUGGGAGCUGAUUGAUGACGAGGUUGAUUCUGACGAUCCUGAUGCUGUAUCGAGAGUAUGGUGGCCUGCAACGGUGGAGAGCAUCACAGCUGAUACAGGUGAUGCUAUCCUGAGCUAUACGGGGCACGGUGCUGAAUUCCCGGCAGAGACUGCCAAGGUUAGAGUGGAGCCAGACCAUACGCUGCGGGACAGCAAAGGGGUACCGCAGGAGUGGAAAGACGUCCCACCGUAUAAGCCAGGGGAGGAAAUGGGGGGUGAUGUCACAUGCCCUAGGGGGCACGCCUCGAGACUGUUGACUUGGGCAGCUAGAAGUGAAACGUUGAAGGCUGCUGGUGGCAAAGGUGAGACGAUGUGA